GCGCUGCGAGCAUCCUCUGGCCGGGGGUCCGGUGCUGCCCCGGGAUCCGUUAGUGCGAUGCUGGCCCGGCCCGGUGUCACAUAGACGUUCUGGAGGAUGAGGAUGUUCUUUGACACAUGGGUCCACUGAAAUGGUUGGAGGGGGGACAUGUCCCCAAAAAGAGUCACCCCAAAUCCUCUGUCAUCCUGCUCUCUUGUCACCAUCUCGUUACCGACAUUUCCAUGACAGUGAGCGGCAACUUGUGGAGCGCUCCAUACUCACCUUACAAGCCAGUGGCUUCUACUGGGGACCAUUGCCCACAGCUGAGGCUCAUGCCAUGCUAGAGAGGGAGCCAGCUGGUACCUUUCUUGUGAGAGACAGUUCCCAGGGCGAUCACCUAUUCAGCAUUAGUAUCAAGAUGGAGUCUGGGCCUGUUAGUGUGCGGAUCCUGUUUCUGAAGGGUCGCUUCUGGUUGCGGGAACUCUUCUCAGAAUGUCCUGUGAAGCUUCUGGAGCUUGCCGUGGAUAGGUGCCGGCACACCCCUCUACGCUGCCAUAAUGGCGUUCCACUAUUACUUACGAAGCCCCUUCGCAGGACACGGGUCCUCACCUUAAAGCAGAUUUGCCGCAAAUGCUUAGUGACUCACCAUGGAACGGAGGGACUAGCCAGGCUUCCCAUACAGCCGGCACUGCAGAAAUACAUAGAUGAUUUCCCAUUUAAGAUAUGAAAUUUCCUCUUCAGUGAGAUGUUACCGAGGUUUACACCAGAUGUUAUCUUCUUGCUUAUUUUGUAACUUAAACAGUGAUGUCAUGGAACAUGCAGAUACUAUUGUACUUACAGUUGACUGUAAAGCACAUACGGAGGGUGAUCUCCUCUGUAUCCAUUCAUAUAACUAGUUUCAGCUUGUGCCACCUCCCAGUGACUCAUCAAGCACCUUAAGUAGCUACUAGAGAUUGUACGGCUAAACACAUUCAUUACAGUGAGAAGAAUCCAGCUGUGUUUGUAUCAUAUAUGGUGCUCUAUUCUUACCUGAAUCAAUAUGAACUGCUUGUGUGUAUAUAUAUAUAUUUAUAUAUAUUUGUGUUAGACAAUUAGGAUUGAAAAGGAGCCAAAAUGGCUGUUUUCUUAACUAAAUAUAUAUUUUUAUAUUGGAUCUAAUUUUUAUAGUGGAUGUUUCUUCUGUGGUCAUAAACCGCUUAUUCUUCAAA
This is a messenger RNA of Bombina bombina (fire-bellied toad), 1187 nucleotides long. Its product is annotated as suppressor of cytokine signaling 1-like. Gene Ontology annotation, biological process: intracellular signal transduction; phosphatidylinositol phosphate biosynthetic process. The coding region runs from base 131 to 706 and encodes 191 amino acids. Gene Ontology annotation, molecular function: 1-phosphatidylinositol-3-kinase regulator activity. NCBI's taxonomy places the organism in Eukaryota, Metazoa, Chordata, Amphibia, Anura, Bombinatoridae. Gene Ontology annotation, cellular component: phosphatidylinositol 3-kinase complex. The transcript has 2 exons. The record is from RefSeq and is a predicted model, not a curated record.